Crotalus tigris (Tiger rattlesnake) is the source of this 1316-nucleotide messenger RNA. Its product is annotated as glutamate receptor ionotropic, kainate 2-like. The record is from RefSeq and is a predicted model, not a curated record. The transcript has 6 exons. Gene Ontology annotation, biological process: synaptic transmission, glutamatergic; modulation of chemical synaptic transmission. The annotation marks the transcript as partial. Gene Ontology annotation, cellular component: presynaptic membrane; postsynaptic membrane; plasma membrane. Lineage: Eukaryota; Metazoa; Chordata; Lepidosauria; Squamata; Viperidae. Gene Ontology annotation, molecular function: transmitter-gated monoatomic ion channel activity involved in regulation of postsynaptic membrane potential; kainate selective glutamate receptor activity.
UCUCCUAGGUUCGCCCGGCUGGCCAGCGCGCCAACAUCUGGGUCUGGAUUUCUCCCGGAUUUCUCUCUCCCUCCUUCCGCUCCCGCUCGCCCGACUACCAUGGAUGUCCCACCAUUCCUUGCAGGCGAAAGCUGCUGCUCCUUGGCGCAGUGAACGAAGAUCAUGCAGGCUUGGCUGGUGGCGCUGGGAAGCGGAGAGAGUCCCCUCGCCUCGGCGUGACCAUGCCGUGAUCGCGUCUCAGGGCCAGGCACUUCUUCUCACGGCUCCUUGGCGCUUUACCCGACCGCGGGGGAAACCUUGACGCUGAAGCAAAGGGGGCCGGAAGGGAAGCGGCGCGGGUGUGCGUAGGAAACACCAUGAAGAUUAUUUCCCCGAUUCUAACUCAUCCAGUCUUCAGAGGCACCGCUCGGCUCCUGCUUUGCUUAAUGUGGAUUGGAUAUUCUCAAGGCACCACACAUGUGUUGAGAUUCGGGGGUAUUUUUGAAUGUGUGGAAUCUGGUCCAACUGGAGCAAUGGGAGCAGAAGAAUUGGCCUUUCGAUUUGCUGUGAACACAAUCAACCGAAACAGAACCCUGCUGCCAAAUACUACACUAACAUAUGACACUCAGAAAAUUAAUCUCUAUGAUAGUUUUGAAGCAUCUAAAAAAGCUUGUGACCAGCUGUCAUUGGGAGUAGCAGCUAUCUUUGGCCCUUCCCACAGCUCUUCAGCAAAUGCAGUGCAAUCCAUCUGCAAUGCUCUGGGGGUUCCACAUAUACAGACUCGCUGGAAGCAUCAGGUUUCAGACAACAAAGACUCAUUUUAUGUCAGUCUUUAUCCAGAUUUUUCUUCACUCAGUCGUGCCAUCCUUGACCUUGUGCAAUUCUUCAAGUGGAAAACAGUCACAGUGGUUUAUGAUGACAGCACAGGUCUCAUUCGAUUGCAAGAACUUAUUAAGGCUCCAUCAAGGUACAAUUUGCGUCUAAAAAUUCGCCAGCUACCUUCUGACACCAAGGAUGCCAAGCCUUUGCUCAAGGAGAUGAAAAGAGGCAAAGAAUUCCACGUCAUCUUUGACUGCAGUCAUGAGAUGGCAGCAGGUAUUUUAAAACAGGCUUUAGCAAUGGGAAUGAUGACAGAAUACUAUCAUUACAUCUUUACUACACUGGACCUCUUUGCUCUUGAUGUGGAGCCUUAUCGGUAUAGUGGAGUAAACAUGACUGGUUUUAGGAUUCUAAAUACAGAAAAUAGUCAGGUGGUGUCCAUAAUUGAAAAGUGGUCCAUGGAACGAUUGCAAGCUCCUCCAAAACCUGAUUCGGGUUUGCUGGAUGGAUUUAUGACG